Messenger RNA from Photinus pyralis (common eastern firefly), 1735 nucleotides. RefSeq names its product aspartate--tRNA ligase, cytoplasmic. NCBI's taxonomy places the organism in Eukaryota, Metazoa, Arthropoda, Insecta, Coleoptera, Lampyridae. Gene Ontology annotation, biological process: aspartyl-tRNA aminoacylation. The transcript is spliced from 5 exons. Gene Ontology annotation, cellular component: aminoacyl-tRNA synthetase multienzyme complex; cytoplasm; cytosol. The coding region runs from base 105 to 1697 and encodes 530 amino acids. The record is from RefSeq and is a predicted model, not a curated record. Gene Ontology annotation, molecular function: aspartate-tRNA ligase activity; RNA binding; ATP binding.
UGAAAAAAGUUGGGUUAUGUCACAAUCAAGAUUCAAAGGUUAUUCCGUCAAGUGCCCUGAUGCAAUUUUAACAGGGAUUUCUUUUUCCAAAAACUCACACGAUAAUGGUAGAAACUAAGCCGGCGGAAGUGUCGGAGAAGGGCGACAGCAAAAAGGGGGCGAAGAAGGAGGCGCGCAAGGCCGAAAAGGAGGCAAGGAAAAGCGAACGUAAAGUGCAGGAGACGGUCGACAAUGCGUCCCCGGAGGAGGACGUCUCCGUGGGAAAGUACGGAAACCUGGGCCUAAUACAGUCCGGGUCUCUGUCGCCCAGUCGUAGCUUCACUGACGUUCGCUCGUUAAAUAGGAAUCUUGCCGGAAAGGAUGUCUGGAUCCGUGCCCGGCUGCAUACGGUGCGUGCUCGUGGCAAGCAAUGCUUUAUGGUACUGCGACAACGUGAGUUUACCGUCCAGGCACUCGUCAACGUUUCCGAGACUAUUUCUAAGGCGAUGGUUAAAUUCUGCAGCAAUAUUUCGAAGGAGAGCAUCGUCGAUCUAGAGGGUUCGGUGGUGGACCUCGGCAAGAAAGGCGUAGCCGGCUGUACUCAGGGCGAAAUCGAGCUGCUCGUCUCGCAAGUCUGGGUCGUCUCGGUUGCUGCGUCGCAGCUUCCCCUGCAGAUCGAGGACGCGAGCCGACCCGAGAAGUCCGACGAUGCGGAAAGUCUGAGGAUACGCGUCAACCAGGACACUCGCCUCGAUAAUCGCAUUUUGGAUUUGCGCACGCCGGCGAACCAGGCGAUUUUUCGACUGGAGGCGGGCGUGUGUCGGCUGUUUCGCGACACGCUCACCGUGAGGGGUUUCGUGGAGAUUCACACGCCGAAAAUUAUAUCGGCCGCGUCGGAGGGUGGCGCGAACGUGUUCGAAGUGAGCUACUUCAAGGGCUCCGCCUACUUGGCUCAAAGUCCCCAGCUGUAUAAACAAAUGGCGAUCGCCGCCGACUUCGAUAAAGUGUUCACGGUGGGCGCGGUCUUUCGUGCGGAAGAUUCCAACACCCAUCGCCACUUGACCGAGUUCACCGGACUCGAUUUGGAGAUGGCGUUUCACUAUCACUACCACGAGGUGAUGCUCACGAUAGGGGACAUGUUCAAUGCGAUUUUCAAGGGGCUUCGCGACGAGUACGCGGUGGAAAUUGCCGCGGUCGGAAAUCAGUUUUCGGUCGAGCCGUUCACCUUCCUAGAUCCGCCCCUGGUUUUGAGGUACAACGAGGGGCGCGCCCUUCUGGCCGAGGCCGGCGUCGAAAUUGGUCCCGAGGACGAUCUGAGCACUCCCGCCGAGAAGCUGCUCGGCCGUCUGGUGAAGGCAAAGUACGACACUGAUUUUUACAUACUCGACAAGUACCCGUUGGCCGUGCGACCGUUCUAUACCAUGCCCGAUCCGGAGAACUCCCUACUGUCCAACUCGUACGACAUGUUCAUGCGAGGCGAAGAGGUGAUGUCCGGGGCGCAACGUGUCCACGACCCCCAGCUGUUGACCGAAAGGGCGAAACAUCACGGAAUCGAUGUUAGUAAAAUUGCCGCCUACAUCGACUCCUUCAAAUACGGUUGCUCGCCGCAUGCGGGCGGCGGAAUUGGUUUGGAACGAGUCGUGAUGCUCUACUUAGGACUUGACAAUAUUCGAAAGACUGCAAUGUUUCCUCGUGAUCCGAAGCGCCUCACCCCUUAAACGCUUCAGAGUUGUAUUAAACUCAAAUUAUUAUUUAC